Molecule: messenger RNA, 4144 nt
Organism: Manihot esculenta (cassava)
Lineage: Eukaryota; Viridiplantae; Streptophyta; Magnoliopsida; Malpighiales; Euphorbiaceae
Product: probable pre-mRNA-splicing factor ATP-dependent RNA helicase DEAH5
Exons: 5
Coding region: 101-3250 (1049 amino acids)
Biological process (GO): spliceosomal complex disassembly
Cellular component (GO): intracellular anatomical structure; catalytic step 2 spliceosome
Molecular function (GO): ATP binding; RNA binding
Source: RefSeq, a predicted model, not a curated record
GAAAAAACCCUAAAUUACUUCAAUAAAUCCUGCUUCUUCUUCCUCUUUUUUAUUUUUCAAUCUCUGUUCUAUUGUCAUAUUCUCAUUGAAAAGAUUUUCAAUGGAUACUGAUUUGAAGAAAUUAGAAUACCUGUCACUGUUAUCCCAUGUUUCUUCCGAGCUCCAAACCCACCUAGGAUUUGCAGACAAAGUGUUAGCCGAAUUCGUCAUAGAAUUGGGCCGUACUUGUGAUUCUUUCCCGGAAUUCGAUUCCAAACUAAAGGAAAACGGGGCUGAAUUGCCUGAUUACUUGGUCCAAAAUCUCAUUAAGAUCAUUCAUGCCUUUCUUCCGCUUCCGAAGUUGGAUAAGAAAUUUCGGGAGAAGGGCUUCAUCGGUGGUGGAAUGGGGGAACCGGAGCGUCGUGUGUACAGGGGUAGAGUUUCCAGAGUGAUGGAUAGGGGAUGUUUUGUUGUGUUGGAUGAAUUUAAUGGAAAGGAGGGUUUGAUUCAUGAAUCGGAUUUUGAUGGGAGUAACAAGGAUCUACGGAUUGGGGAGGAGGUUUAUGUAAAAGUUGUUUCUGAGUCAACUGGGAAAAAAAGGUUGAGGCUUUCCAUGAAGGAUGCUGAUCAGGAUACCGGUAAGGAUUUGGAUUUGUUGAAGAAAGCCAAGGGCAAUAAUGCUGAUUUUAUUAGUUGGUUAACAGAAAGACCCAUGACUGGGACUGGUGUUUCUGGAAUUAAGUUGAGUUCAGAAGAGAAGGACAGAGCUGAUGCAUUUUUAUCACAAAGGACGGUAAAAAGGAUGAGAAUGAGCUCCCCAGACAAGUAUGAAUUGAAUCAGUUGAUUGCUUCAGGUGUUUCGAGUGGGAGAGAGUUUCCUAGGUGUGAUGAUCAGGAGGAUGAUUCAGAGGCUGAGGAGGGGAUUGAGAUAGAGCUGAAUGAGGAUGAACCGGCCUUUUUGCGAGGGAGAACUAGACAUAGUAAUGGUGUCGAUACGUCACCUGUGAAGAUAUUUAAGAACCUAGAAGGAUCAAUGAGUCGUGCAGCCGUACUUCAAUCUGCACUCAUAAAGGAGCAGAGAGAAGUGCGGGAAGAGAAUAUGAGGAGGAUGCUCGAUUGGAUACCUAAGGAUCUUAAUCGUGCUUGGGAAGACCCAAUGCCUGAGACUGGGGAUAGGCAUUUCGCGCAGGAGCUGAGGAGUGUUGGCUCAUCUGCAUAUAACAUACCAGAGUGGAAGAAGGAUACCUUUGGGAAAUCAUUCACUUUUGAUCAAAGGACAAAGUUAUCCAUCCAGGAACAGAGACAAUGCUUGCCAAUUUACAGGUUGAAGGAGGAAUUAGUCAAGGCUGUGAUUGACAACCAGGUUCUAAUUGUUAUUGGUGAGACUGGGUCAGGGAAGACUACACAGAUAACCCAGUAUCUUGCAGAGGCUGGUUACACAGCAAGUGGGAAUAUUAUCUGCACUCAGCCACGUAGGGUAGCUGCAAUUUCCGUGGCAAAGAGGGUAGCUGAAGAGUUUGGUUGUCGUUUAGGAGAGGAAAUCGGUUAUGCUAUUCGUUUUGAGGAUUGCACUGGACCUACUACUGUGAUCAAAUACUUGACUGAUGGUUUAUUUCUCAGGGAGUUUUUGAUUGACAAUAAUCUAUCUCGGUACUCAGUCAUUAUGCUUGAUGAGGCUCAUGAGAGGACAAUUUAUACUGAUGUUCUUCUUGGCCUACUGAAGCAACUUCUACAAAGGAGAUCAGAUCUCCGUUUGAUUGUAACAUCUGCCACACUGGAUGCAGAAAAAUUUUCUGGCUAUUUCUUUAACUGCAAUAUUUUCACUAUUCCUGGAAGAUCUUUUCCUGUGGAGAUACUGUAUACCAAACAGCCAGAAAGUGAUUACCUUGAUACAGCUCUUACAACAGUUCUACAAAUACACUUGACAGAACCUGAAGGAGACAUUCUUCUCUUCUUGACAGGUCAGGAAGAAAUAGAUUGUGCAUGUGAGUCUCUUGAUACGAGGAUGAAAGGGCUGGGUAAAAAUGUUCCAGAGUUGAUUAUCUUGCCUGUAUAUAGUGCACUUCCUGGUGAAGUGCAAUCAAGGAUAUUUGAACCAGCUCCAACAGGGAAGAGGAAAGUGGUAGUGGCAACCAAUAUUGCUGAGGCCUCUUUGACUAUUGACGGAAUUUUCUAUGUCAUUGAUCCUGGAUUUAUGAAACAAAAUAUUUAUAAUUCAAAAUUAGGGGUUGAAUCUCUGAUUAUAACCCCUAUUUCACAAGCAUCAGCCAAGCAACGAGCUGGGCGUGCUGGGCGUACUGGUCCAGGAAAGUGCUACCGUCUCUACACCGAGAGUGCAUUUCAUACUGAGAUGACCCCUACUACAACUCCAGAAAUCCAAAGAGUUAACCUUGCAGAAACCAUGCUCACCCUGAUAGCCAUGGGAAUUAGAGAUCCAUUCUCUUUUGAUUUUAUGGAUAGGCCUUCAUCCCCAGCCCUCAUUUCUGCCAUGGAACAAUUGUAUAGUCUAGGUUGUCUGGAUGAAGAGGGGCUUCUGACCAAACCAGGGAGACUAAUGUCAGAAUUUCCUCUUGAUCCACCAUUAUCUAAAAUGUUGUUGGCUAGUGUUGAUCUUGGGUGCAGUGACGAGAUUUUGACUAUUAUUGCUAUGGUCCAAACUGGUAACAUCUUCUACAGGCCUAGGGAAAAACAAGCUCAAGCCGAUCAGAAGAGGGCUAACCUUUUCUAUCCAGAAGGAGAUCAUCUGACUUUACUUGGUGUUUAUGAUGCCUGGAAAGCAAAAGGAUUUUCAGGGCCUUGGUGUUCUGAGAAUUUUGUUCAGUUUCGAUCAUUGAGGAGGGCACAGGAUGUUAGAAAACAACUUCUAACCAUCAUGGAUAAGUAUAAGCUGGAUGUUGUGAGCACUGGAAAGGAUUUUAAGAAGAUAAGGAAAGCAAUUACUGCUGGAUUCUUUUUCCAUACAGCUAGAAAGGAUCCACAAGGGGGUUAUCGGAGUCUAGUUAACAAUCAGAUUGUUUAUAUCCACCCAAGUAGUGCUCUUUUCCACAGACAACCAGACUGGGUCAUCUAUCACGAGGCAGUAAUGACCACAAAGGAGUACAUGCGUGAGAUAACUGUUAUUGACCCGAAAUGGCUUGUAGAACUUGCACCAAGAUUCUUCAAAGCUUCAGAUCCAAUGAAGAUGAGAAAGCGCAAAUGUCUAGAGCACAUUGAACCACUUUAUGACAGACAUGAAACUAAUUCUUGGCACUUCAGUAGACGGCGUGCUUAGUACAUGCUUUAGCUAUUUUAAGUAUACUGGUUUUUGGAAUGCUGUAAAAUUUUUAUUUUGGUUUUUUACUAAUCUCUCUCUUAAUUUGGUCAUUCAGAUGUUUAGGAAUAUACAUCUCAACUCAACUAAGCUGCAGUGUGAAACAGGCUUGGCUUGAUUAUAAUCCUUUUUCUUCAUAUUUUUUCGCAGUGGAUCCAUGUCAGAGAGAUGGAACUGUAUCCUGCCGUCUUCCUAUAUGAAAUUAAGCCGUCACUUAAUGGACCGAAUAAAGCAAGUUCUUGCUUAUUGAAGAGAUUCUCUGUCACUGGAGAAGUAUAACCUUUGAAGUAAGACUGGAAUGUUCUAUAGGAGAAAGGAGUCUGCUUUCAUGGCAUUUGGAAAUAAGAUCGUCAAGGGGAUGACUUUGUCUUUCGAACGAAAUGAUGUUCUCCAAUGAAUAUAAAUGUUGAAUGGGUAAUUGGCAAAUAUUGUCCAGCUAGUGAUCAAGAAUCAAUGGAAGGCUCUUGUCACGAGAAUAAGCCCUGAAGUGGAGCUUAGUGGUUGGAAAUGUUCUUCAACCUUCUGAUCAGAUUAAGCAGAUUGUGUUUAUUUAUAGAUUCAUGGGUCAUUUUAAUUGUUAAUGGCUAACUAGAAUCAGGUUCUGUUCAGCAGCAAUGUUUUAAAUUAGUGUUUACUGUUAUGAGAGGUCUUUUAGUUUUUGGCUGACUGCAAUUAGAAUAGCUAAUAAUUACUAUACAAGCUAAUAACUACUAAACAAGAUAGUCUUGCUGAACAGAAUCUUAGUGUUUGUAUUUUAGUGGUUUGUAGUGUUUGGUAUUUGACAAAAAUCUCUCUAUUUUAUUUUAUUUCUGCUAUUUAAGAUCAGGAAUAUUUAUAUCUAAUAUUUGAUUAUUU